GCACGACACGACACGACACAAGCCGAGCCGAGGCGAGCAACACAAAGCAGCGCAUCACUCCCCACCGUGUCCGUCUCCGACGCGCUUCCCGCCUGAGUCCGCGCAACCGCACCGCAUCUCCCCAUGUGGCCGUCGUGGGUCAAGACGCGCAGCUCUGACCCCGCUGCCGCCUCCACCUCCACCGCCCUCGUCCCCGCCGCCGGCGCGUCGCCGCGCCUCUCCAUCCCCAACCCGUCUCUCAAGGACCUCCGGUCCCUGCUCGCGCCGGACUCCGCCGCCGCCGCCCUGCCGUCCGCCGUCUCCCCGUCGCCGCGCGUCUUCCACCGCAUCCGCGUCGCCGCCUCCGCGCUCCGCGUCCUCCGCACGCUCCAGCACUCCCCGUCCUCCCCGCCCGCCGCCGGCAAGGAGCUAGCACCGGGCGGCGGGCGGGUGGUGCUGUACUUCACCUCCCUCCGCGUGGUCCGCGGCACCUACGAGGACUGCCGCGCGGUGCGCGCCAUCCUGCGCGGGCUCCGCGCCGCCGUCGACGAGCGCGACCUCUCCAUGGACCCGGGCUACCUCCCCGAGCUCGCCGCGCUCCUCCCCCACCCGCACGCGCAGCAGCAGCGCCGCCACCGCGUGGCGCUGCCCCAGGUCUUCGUCGGCGGCCGCUACCUCGGCGGCGCCGAGGAGGUCCGGCGCCUCCACGAGUCCGGCGAGCUCCGCCGCAUCGUCGCCCCCGCCCCCGCCAACCCCGCGUUCCCCGGCAACUGCGCCCGCUGCGGCGGCGAGCGCUACGUGCUGUGCGGCGCCUGCGACGGCAGCCACAAGCGGUACAGCCUCAAGGGCGGCGGCGGGUUCCGCGCCUGCGCCGAGUGCAACGAGAACGGGCUCGUCCGCUGCCCCGCCUGCUGCUGCAUCCCCGUCCACGCCGCCUGAUCCAGAUCCACCAUCCAACUGGUCCUGGUUUUCUCUCUAGUUAUUACUACUCGAACUCUCUAGGACUAGCUGUACUCUGUACUACUCAGCUUGCCAUCAAACUUGAUUAGGACGAAGCUAGUUAUUAGUAGUACUAGUGAUUUGUGUUCUUGUACUGAUUCAGUUACUAGUGAUUAGUGUCCUCUGGAGUUACUAUUUUCCUCUGGAGUUACGAUUAGAACAGUCGUUUCAGUUUCAGUUUCAGUUUCAGUUUCAGUU
Molecule: messenger RNA, 1176 nt
Organism: Sorghum bicolor (sorghum)
Lineage: Eukaryota; Viridiplantae; Streptophyta; Magnoliopsida; Poales; Poaceae
Exons: 1
Coding region: 124-918 (264 amino acids)
Source: RefSeq, a predicted model, not a curated record